Messenger RNA from Sclerotinia sclerotiorum 1980 UF-70, 453 nucleotides. RefSeq lists its product with no specific name. Gene Ontology annotation, biological process: mycotoxin biosynthetic process. The transcript has 4 exons. NCBI's taxonomy places the organism in Eukaryota, Fungi, Ascomycota, Leotiomycetes, Helotiales, Sclerotiniaceae. The record is from RefSeq and is a predicted model, not a curated record. Bases 1 to 453 code for a protein of 150 amino acids.
AUGUCAGACAAACAUUCAAUUCAUUCGGAAGAUGAACCUUCUUGGAGUCCAAAAGAUGUUGAGGAAAGUCUUCUUCCCGAAGAAAUCAACGGAACACAGAACUCCGAGGUCUUGUAUCAGCGCCUACAAAAAAAUCACCCAAAAGACUGGUAUGGUCACCUAGACCAUUGUGCGGAUAUGCUCCGACAGAAGCUGAUGUGCGAGGCUGAUACUGGUAUCGUCACUUACAAUUGGAUGAAGGGACAUACAAAUCCCCAUCCGAAUUUCAAUGUCCAGCAUGAGUGUCGCGAUUUCAAUGCUAUUUUGGAGUAUGCUCGUGACAAUCAAGUGGAUAAGGAGAGCAGUGAACGGAUAGAUGUCAGUCGGUUGAAGCCAGACGAUGGACUGAUGAUGGAGUUUGAGGGCGAGCCUCCAUUCGACCCUGAUGCAGUGCCAUCCAUACGUCAGCAAUAA